Molecule: messenger RNA, 1293 nt
Organism: Marasmius oreades (fairy-ring Marasmius)
Lineage: Eukaryota; Fungi; Basidiomycota; Agaricomycetes; Agaricales; Marasmiaceae
Exons: 8
Coding region: 72-1181 (369 amino acids)
Molecular function (GO): oxidoreductase activity; zinc ion binding
Source: RefSeq, a predicted model, not a curated record
GACUCAUAAUCUCAAACCCCCCGGUUUCUUUUUACCUUCACCUACUUUACCUGUUUUCAUUGAAACACAUCAUGCCUCAAGGAUCCAUGAAAGCUCUCUGGUACAGUGAGCCCAGGAACUUCGAGGUCAAGCAAGUGCCUAUUCCCCAGAAUCGCCUUUCACCCUUCUUAUCACGCUCUAUACGGUUUCAUGUUGUGGUUCGUAAAGUUUUAGUUUCGCGCGUCGGCCAUCGGUUCUGCAACUCGUCAAUGACGAUCUUAUCAGGCGUUUGCGGCACUGACGCUCAUAUUCAUGAGGGUGAAUUCAUCUCAAAAUUCCCGUUGAUUCCCGGUCAUGAAGCCAUCGGAACUAUCACUGAGAUGGGCAAAAAUGUAACGGGCUUCUCUAUCGGAGACCGAUGUGUAGCUGAUGUCGGUAUUACUUGUGGAAAAUGCUUCUACUGCAGGCGUGGUCAAUCACUACUUUGCGAAAACUUCAAUUCCCGUGGUGUCACCCAGGAUGGUGGCUUUGCUGAAUACAUUCUCUACCACCAGAGCAAGUUGUACAAGAUACACAAUCUCUCCGAUGAAGAGGCUACUCUUCUGGAACCUGCAGCUUGCGCUAUUCAUGGACUCGACAAACUCAACCCGGCUGUCGGUAUUGAAGUCCUCCUCCUUGGUGCAGGCCCCACCGGUCUCAUUCUUGCUCAACUCCUCAAGCUCAAUGGCGCUUCCCGCGUCGUCAUUGCUGCCAACAAGGGUAUCAAAAUGGAUAUUGCCAAAGACCUCCAAGCGGGCGACGAGUUCAUUGAGCUCGACCGACAGAACCCCGGAGCUCAAUGGGAGAAGCUGAAAAAGGACAACCCCUACGGCUUUGACGUCGUUGUUGAAGCUACAGGUGUGGAGAAACUUGCGAACGAUGCUAUCAACUACGUCAGGAGAGGAGGUACUCUGAUGAUAUAUGGUGUUUACGAGAACAAGGCUGUGGUUCACUGGCCACCAUCCAAGAUUUUCGGUGACGAAAUCAGAAUCAUCGGUUCCUUCUCGCAGACCUUUUGCUUCCCUCGUGCUGUUGCCUACCUCGAUAGCGGUAAGGUCAAGGUCAAGGGCAUGGUUACCGACGUGUACAAACUCGAAGACUUCCAGGCUGCUCUCGAUAAGAUGAAGAGCCGUGGAGCGUUGAAGAUUGCUAUCAAACCUUAGAGUUGUAUCAAAAAAGAAGAAUUCCACCGAAUGUAUUCAGCGCUCGCAUGCAUGUAUCAUACACGUCGCGUAAUUGUAGAUCUAGUUGCAAAUAUUUUAUUUUUACAUGCAA